Messenger RNA from Clupea harengus (Atlantic herring), 2428 nucleotides. Its product is annotated as peptidyl-prolyl cis-trans isomerase FKBP10. The record is from RefSeq and is a predicted model, not a curated record. Gene Ontology annotation, cellular component: endoplasmic reticulum. Lineage: Eukaryota; Metazoa; Chordata; Actinopteri; Clupeiformes; Clupeidae. The transcript has 10 exons. Gene Ontology annotation, molecular function: peptidyl-prolyl cis-trans isomerase activity; calcium ion binding. The coding region runs from base 663 to 2357 and encodes 564 amino acids.
UCUACGCAUUAAAGUAAAUCUGUGACCGACAUUUUAAAAACAGGUCCAAUCAAACCAAACACUAUUGAGGCAUAACAGCGGGCAUAACCUACCAAACUGUCAUUCUAAACGCACCGUAGUUUCGGCUCUUUUCACCUAUCACCGCACUUUCGCUACUGAGUUGUUGUUUGUUUACGAUGCGCUUAGGAUACCCUCGCUUGCUCCCUCUCUGCCCGAAGAACUCUUACGGGAAGUAGGCGACUGGGCUUCUAACAGCAUAUUUAACCAAAGCUGUUUAACUCAAAUUGAUAAAACUUGUUUCCUGGAAACGUAUGUCUGAUGCUCAGCAAAAUAUUAACGAAUGUGACAGAAACCCAGUCUGUUCUAUGGGUAAACCGUAUUACUAAACUAGCCACGAGUACACGAGUCUAGCCCACUCCAGUGAGCUGAAUGAAACAGUGUGGCCUCUGCAAGAGUGACGAACCCCCUCCGGCGUCCACGUCCACAACAUUCCAGCAGGGAGAACGUUCUAACACUAGAACGCGUCUGCAGCCGCUCUCUCUUUCUCUGAUUGAAUCUAUAGGAGUGCUGUUGGUGUCUGGUCCUCCCGUCGCUGGAAGCUCUUGAAAACGUUCCUGGCACUGAGCAUUUUUGCCAAAAACAGCGGUCUCUCUCUAUGCAAGAUGCAAGUGAGCUUACUUUUGAGUCUGUGCUUUGCGAAGUGGACGUUCAUAGUCGGCAACCCCGGUCCAAUUGAAGAUGUGGUUAUAGAUCGCUACUCUGUCCCUGAACACUGCACGAGAGAAGUGAAAACCGGAGAUUUUGUCCGGUACCACUAUAACGGAACUUUCGUCGACGGAAAACAGUUUGACUCCAGCCAUGACAGGGGCGUGGCCUUCUUUGUGCAGGUGGGGCGUGGCCGUCAGAUUGCUGGGAUGGACAAGGGCCUCAUAGGAAUGUGUGUGAACGAGCGCCGGAGGGUCACUAUACCCCCCCACCUUGCCUAUGGCAGCCAGGGUGCAGGUGAUAUGAUCAAAGCGGACGCUACGCUGAUCCUCGACGUGGUUCUGCUGGACGUCUGGAACCAGGCUGAUCAGACCCGGACACACUCCUCCAGUCGGCCGCGGAACUGCAGACGCUCCGUCCAGAAGUCGGACUUUGUACGGUUCCACUUCAAUGGCACCCUGCUGGACGGAACCGCCUUCGACUCCAGCUAUGGGCGCCAUCAGACGCAGGACUCUCUGGUAGGGGAGGGCUGGCUGAUCGCGGGCCUGGAGGAGGGGCUUCUGGGCAUGUGUGUGGGGGAGAGGCGGAGCCUCAGCGUGCCCCCAUUCCACGCCUACGGAGAGAAGGGUUACGGCGCUAAUGUCCCCCCCCACGCCACGCUGUUGUUUGAUCUGGUCCUGGAAGACCUCCACAACUCAAAAGAUGACGUCACCGUGGAAACGCUGGCGCUCCCGCAGUCGUGUGCCAGACGCUCCGUUUCCGGAGACUACAUCCGCUACCACUACAACGGGACGUUCCUCAACGGACACGCCUUUGACAGCAGCUACCGCAGGAACCAGACCUAUAACACAUACAUUGGUUUGGGCUACGUGAUCGCUGGCAUGGACAAAGGACUGCAGGGUGUGUGUGUCGGGGAGAAGAGACGCAUAAUCAUGCCGCCACACCUGGCCUACGGACAGCACGGAGCCGGUAAGGAGAUUCCCGGUUCUGCUGUGCUGGUGUUCGAUGUUCACGUGGUGGACUUCCACAACCCGUCCGACUCCGUGGAGAUCCAGGUUACUCACAGACUGGAGUGCAACGAGAGCAGCGCUGUGGACGACUUCAUCCAGUACCACUACAACUGCUCCCUGAUGGAUGGGACGCCACUCUUCAGCUCGAAGGACUAUCAGACCCCGCAGGAUGUGACCCUGGGGGCGGAUAAGGUGAUUGACGGGCUGGACGAGGGUCUGAGGGGGAUGUGUGUCGGGGAGAAGAGGAGGGUGCUGGUGCCCCCCCACCUGGGCCACGGAGAGAGAGGAGCUGGGGAUGUCCCAGGCAGUGCUGUGCUGGUGUUUGAGCUGGAGCUGAUGUCCCUGCAUAAGGGGCUUCCUCCAGGUUACCUGUUUGUGUGGUUGGACAGCGGGCCGGCGGAUCUGUUCAAGGAGCUCGACACCAACCACGACCAGGAGGUGCCACUAGAGGAGUUCUCGGACUUCAUCGCGCUGCAGGUGACAGAGGGCAGAGGUCGCCUGAAGCCGGGGGUGGAGCCUGCCGUUGUCAUUGGCGACAUGUUUAAGAACCAGGACAGAAAUCAAGAUGGCCGCAUCACAGCAGACGAGCUGAAACUCAAAGUACAGGAAGAUGCAGAGAACGCUCUUCACGAGGAGUUAUAACACACACACACACACACUACACACACACACACACACACACACACACUACACACACACACACGCACUACAUA